GACUUUCCUUUGUAGUAUAUAAAUUCACUUGUUAUCACAAUCUUCUCCAUAAUGGCUAGAAAGUAAAAAUUGUGUUAUACAAGUCCUGACGCCCUUUGCUGGCAGAUAAUUAUAAUCCGAAUUCCCUUUAUGUUAUGGCUGCACAUGUAAUGUUCCCAUGUUUCUUUCUUAGAUCCUAAAUGGACUCUAGGUUCAUGUCCAACCAUCAGGGUUCUGACUUCUGAGUUUAUCAACAAUGAGCAAUGGCUGUUCCAGGGUUUCGAGGUUCCAACUCAUCUUUUUUUUUGGUUUUCUCAACUAAAAGAUAAGACAAGUCUUAAAGAUACUAAAAGUUAAAUAAAGUAGCACAUCUAAAGCAUCAAGGACGUAGUAACUGACAGAAGGUGUGAAGGUUUUCUAGGGUAGUACUUACCAUUGAGUGUCAACAUGACUGUUGCAGGAUAACCAAGCUUGUACACACAUGAGACUUCUAUUAAAAGUAAAGUUAACAUAGAAAAAGGGUCUUAAAGGUGCAUAACCUUUAUCCAUGAAGUGUGAAUUUAGUACCUUAUUGGACAAAUGCAUGAAGAUACUUCCAGAGAAACAAUGCACAAAUCAUCUCAGAUAAGCUUGCCAGCAGUUUAGCAUGCUUGAGUGUGAAUAUAUGUAGCCUUUCCUUGUAACUUGAGUGUGAAUAUAUGUAGCCUUUCCUUGUGCUACAGAAUCAACGUUUUUGCUUUUCAGCGUGAUUUAUCUUUUGCCCGCAUGCCUAUAAAUAGCUUUCGUCAGGGCAGAACUCAGAAGUAGCUCUUGAGAACCAUUGAGAAAACAAAGCGUAGUCCAUUGCUGUAUUUGCCUGCCGCUGUAAUGGAGAAGAAUUAUGCAUGCCCACCACCAAGCAAGGGAAAUCUGAUCACAGUUUUGAGCAUUGAUGGUGGUGGGGUGAAGGGUAUCAUCCCUGCUACUUUCCUCACAUUCCUUGAGUCUAAACUUCAGGAGCUUGAUGGGAGCAACGCACGCAUAGCUUACUACUUUGAUGUCAUUGCUGGCACAAGCACAGGUGGACUCAUUACUGCUAUGCUAGCAACUCCAUCACUGAGCAAUGCUAAGCAACCAUGCUACGAGGCCAAGGAUAUUGUGCUAUUCUAUCUCCAGCAUUGUCCUCACAUCUUUCCGUGCAGAACUGGAUUUUUCGGUUGGUUCUUCAAGAUCUUACACAUGAUUAAGAUGAUCAUUGGGCCAAAAUAUGACGGAAAGUACCUGCACAAAAUAAUCAAUGAUCUGCUUGGUGACAGAAGAGUAAAAGAAACAUUGACAAAUGUUGUGAUUCCUACUUUUGAUGUCAAGCGUGUAAAGACAACAAUAUUCAGCACAUUCAAGGCGAGAUCUAAUACCUUGAUGGAUGCUCGUCUUGCUGAUGUGUGUAUUGGCACAUCUGCAGCACCAACCUUUCUCCCUGCGCACUAUUUUGAAACUGUGGACCAUCACACCGGUGCAUCAUGUAGCUUCAACAUUAUUGAUGGGGGCAUUGUCGCAAACAACCCGACACUGGUGGCAAUGGGUGAGAUAACAAAGCAGAUCAGGUGGAAGAGCAAGGAAUUCCCUGAAACCAAGCCCUUAGAUUACCAUAGAUAUCUGGUGAUAUCAUUAGGCACAGGUCUUCCAGAGCAAGAUAUCAAGUUUGAUGCAUGGCAUGUUGCCAAGUGGGGCAUUUUUGGAUGGCUUGGCCGGGAGGAUACAAUGCCUUUGCUCAACAUGUUCUUACAUGCUAGCUCGGAUAUGACUGAUACUCAUGUUGCAAACCUUUUCAAAGCAAUGGGGUGCUCAGACCAACUGUUACGCAUCCAGGAUCACAACAUACCAAUAGAGGCUGUGCCAGUGGACCUCUCAACGGAGAAGAAUCUUCAAGGGUUGGUUAAGAUAGGAGAAAAACUCCUGCACAAGCCACUAAGCAAGGAUGAUUGUAUGAUCAACUACAUCGAGCCAAUGCCCAAAGCUUGUGAUACCUUAACCAAUGCAGAUGUGCUCACGCGGUUUGCAAAGCUCCUUUCUGAUGAGAGGAAGCUUAGGCUCCAGAACAUGGAGCUGGAUGCUAGUCAUAGCACACAUUAAAUGUGAUCUCUUCAGAACAGAUGUUCCGUGGUCAUCCAAGUAAAUAACGUAUGCAAUUGUGUGUAAUACAUGUUCUAAGCGUCGAACCUUGUAUGGUAAUGGUAAAUUUAUGUGUUUGCUUCAAGCCCUGAAAUCGGACAAUAGCUAUGUGUAUUAAGACUUAUGAGUGUGGAAUAUGUAUGGUCAUGGUGAGUUGAUGUACCUGCAUCCUACUCUGAAUUAUGUAUUGUUCGUAUUAAAGAUAAAUAGAUAAUGUAUUAUGUUUGU
Messenger RNA from Phragmites australis (common reed), 2358 nucleotides. RefSeq names its product patatin-like protein 1. Gene Ontology annotation, biological process: lipid metabolic process. The coding region runs from base 847 to 2091 and encodes 414 amino acids. The transcript is spliced from 6 exons. The record is from RefSeq and is a predicted model, not a curated record. Gene Ontology annotation, molecular function: glycerophospholipase activity; monoacylglycerol lipase activity. Lineage: Eukaryota; Viridiplantae; Streptophyta; Magnoliopsida; Poales; Poaceae.